Mytilus trossulus (common blue mussel) is the source of this 2582-nucleotide messenger RNA. RefSeq names its product piggyBac transposable element-derived protein 4-like. Bases 302 to 1978 code for a protein of 558 amino acids. The transcript has 3 exons. The record is from RefSeq and is a predicted model, not a curated record. Lineage: Eukaryota; Metazoa; Mollusca; Bivalvia; Mytilida; Mytilidae.
CCUUGCCACGCAAUUACACAUUUUACACAUACCCCUUUCCCACGCGAUUACACAUUUUUACACAUACCCCUUUGCCCCGCAAUUACACAUUUCUACACAUCACAGUAAAAUCGGUAUUACUCUAAUUUAAAGGCGAAAAUAAUGAAAUUGUAAAAAGAAACGAGUUGCUGAAAACUUCCCCUUUGUUUUUAAUAAAAUUUUAUGAUCGAAUGACGUUCAGUGUACGAUAUUUUUGGAGCAGACGACAGCUGUAGCAGAUAUUUCGGAAACAAAAUGUCCGCCGUUUUUCACUGACGCUGACAUGUCUGAGCAAAACAGCUUAUACUCUGAUGAGGGCAGUGACGACAAUGAAUUAUCAAGUGGGGAUGAAUGGCUGGAGAAUUAUAAUGCUGAAGUCGAUCAUGGUUCCUCUGACAAUACACCCGUGGUAUCAGAUGAAGAGGCCAAUGACGAGGACGAUGCAGCUCCCGAAAAUGCAGAACUUGUUUGGAGAGAAACAUACGAAGAACUUGACAUAGACCCCUUUAUUCAGAUCACUGGUCCAUCACACAAUCUGAACCCUAAUGCCAGUGAGCUUGAGUAUUUCAAGCUUUUCUUCGACGAUAAUAUGCUUGAGAAAAUUGUGAGCCAAACAAAUCAAUAUGCAGCUCAAAAUGGCCCCGACCCACUCUGGAGUGAUACCACCCGGGAUGAGAUUUCGGCUUUUAUAGGGAUGCAGAUAUUAAUGGGAAUAAACCAGCUUCCUGAUUAUUCCUUUUACUGGUCCAAUAAUAAGUAUUUAGGGAAUCAGGGGUUUAAAGAAGUCAUGUCAGUAAAACGGUAUGAAAAGCUCAACCAAUAUAUCCAUUGUAAUGAUAUAGAAACUGAUGUCCCUGCAGACCAACCUGGGCACGAUAAGCUCCACAAGAUACGCCCUCUUAUUGAUUCAUCUCUCCAAAACUUCGCAGCACGAUACAACCCAAAUAAAAACCAAGCCAUUGAUGAAGCUAUGGUGGCUUAUAAAGGAAGAUCGGUAGCCAAACAGUAUAUACCAUCAAAACCCACCAAAUGGGGAUUCAAAGUGUGGAUGAGGUGCGAUAGUAAAUCUGGAUAUUGUCACAAGUUUGAUAUUUAUAUGGGAAAGGAGACGGCUGUUGAUAGUACAAAGGGUUUAGGACAUCGUGUUGUGGAGAAAUUGGCUGAAGAUCUACAUCAUAAAAACCAUCAUUUGUAUUUUGACAGUUACUUUACCUCAAUACCAUUAUUGCAAGAUCUGUUAAGCAAUGGAAUAUAUGGAUGUGGAACCAUUCGACAGAACAGAAAAGGCUUUCCACAAGAUUUAAAGAACGCACCGAGGAUGCAAACUGGCCAGUUUGUAGGAAGACAAACAGACAAUAUGGUGGGCGUUGUUUGGAUGGACAAGAAACCAGUUAAUGUUGUGGCUUCCAAUGAGUCAUUAAUUGAGGUAGAUACAACAAACCGGAGACAGAAAGAUGGGACAAAUGCCCGCGUUACAAGGCCGCGCGUAGUUACAAAUUACCAGGAAAAUUUCAGAGGGGUUGACAUCUCUGAUCAAUUACGUGCAAAAUAUUCAAUUGGUAGGCCAUCUAAAAAAUGGUGGAAAUAUUUAAUGAAUUUCAUAAUAGAUCUUUGUAUUGUGAACUCAUUUAUUGUAAAGGCAGAAACAGAGGUUCCGCAAGUAGCCCGUACUAAAAAGAGGUAUAGGCAAUUGGACUUUAGGAUAAAUUUGUCAACACAACUUAUAGGGAAUUUCGCACGAUUGAGGACACCAGCACCACCAAUGAGACCGCGAGCAACGCACGCUCAUUUGAAAUUGGGCCGCAAACGUUCCACAUGCAAACUUUGCACAAAAACAGGAGAGAAGAAGCGUAAAACAACACAAAUGGGAUGUGAAAAAUGUGAUAAACAUUUAUGUUCAGCUGAAUGUCACAACACAUUCCAUGUUAAUAUUGGGAUCGGAGUUGUCACGGAAGAAUAAUGAGUCAGAAUGAUUUGAAAUUAUAGAGCAAUGCAUGUUGUGCAUUUGAAAACACAUAUCAAACUUGCCAAAAUUUGUAAUAAAUACCAUUAACAUAUACUUCUUAUAGAAUUCAGAAAAAAGACAGAAUACAUGGGCUUAAUUUGGUGCUGCCAAAUUGUGUCAAUAAAUAUGUAAUGAGUAAUCUUUCUUCUCUACUCUGUGUUCAGACCUGACAUGCAUGGUGUUUAAUAAUCAAUGCUAUCGUAUUUUGGUAUAUAUGACUUUGUCGUCGUUCGUCUGUUAAGUUUUGGCUCCCGUCAUUUUUAUUUGAUUCAAAGUUAUUAUAAAUUAAUCAUCUUCUUCUUUAUAAGACAGUGCAUUAGCUCCAUUCUACAAGAGAACCAUUUGAUCUUGAUAGCUAUCAGUACACUAAAAUGAAUGUACAGUUGAUCAUCUUAAAUACAGGCUGAAAAAGAAAACAAAAUACAUACUUUAUAAAUGCCCGGUAACUAGGCCACCCUCUGUACCUCUGUGAUUGUCACUCCGUGAUGAUUGAUUCUGUACUUUAUUUAUAUGACUAUUAAACUUCACUACAUAUGAUACUUAUUAUUUACAAAACUCA